This is a messenger RNA of Drosophila subobscura, 3449 nucleotides long. RefSeq names its product serine/threonine-protein kinase PITSLRE (gene Pitslre). Gene Ontology annotation, biological process: protein phosphorylation; regulation of mitotic cell cycle. Gene Ontology annotation, cellular component: nucleus. The record is from RefSeq and is a predicted model, not a curated record. Lineage: Eukaryota; Metazoa; Arthropoda; Insecta; Diptera; Drosophilidae. Gene Ontology annotation, molecular function: cyclin-dependent protein serine/threonine kinase activity; ATP binding.
AAAAAAAAAAAGAAAAACCAAAAAGAAAAAAACCACAAAAAUGUGCAAGCAAACUGCAAAUGAAAUUUGAAUUUCAAAAUAAUGUGCACACACCCCGUCCAGUGUAAAAACUGCAUCGGCAGAGAGCGAGAAAGCAAGCGAGCGAGUGCAUCUUCUUCUUCUUCAGGGCAGGUGGAGAGCGAAACCGAAAUGCGAUACCGAAAUACGAAUCUUCUCAAGCCAAAACCAAAGCCAAUGCCAAUAUGCCCAAGCCCCAAAUCAACGCUAAUCGCUUGCGCCUGACUAAUAAAUAUGUUCCAGAGAUCUAUCUCUCCGGAUCUCGUAUCGUGUGCUGCUGGCGCGGGGACGAGGAGCACGAUGCCGAUGCCGAUUCACUGUACAUACAACCGCCGCAGGCCAGCAGGGAAGCCACUGGAUCGAAGCGCGAAUCGAAGAAGAAACAUUCCCGCGAGCGAAGGCGCCACAAGGAGAGAGAAGAAGGUGGCGGAUUAGAGCGUGAGCAUCGAUACGAAUACACGAGGGCCAGGGAAGAGCACUACCAUCACCACCAUCAUCCACGCGCCAACAACAGCGAACGAGGAGCCGUUGCGGCAGCAGGAGGAUAUCCCAAGCAUCACCUGAGCCAUGCCGCCUACCACUACCCACAGGCACCCCUGCCACCACCGCCGCCGCCGUCAGCACAGAGCUAUGUCCAUCACCACCAUCAGCAUCACCAGGCCAUGCAUUUGAGUGUUCCCAGGGGAGUGGGUGCGCGAGGGGACUACCAUUCCUAUCCGUCUGGCGGCUACCACGGCAGCAGUCGGCAUGCCGACUACCCCAUGGAGGAGCCGCCCAGCAGGAGAGGCAGCAAAUAUGCCGAGAGCAAGGAUGCGGAGAGCCUCGAGCAGGAUCUGCGGUCGCGUCUGCUGAAGAAGCGCCACAACUACGUGAAGGACUACGAGACGGAGGAGAACUACGAGCAUCGGCGGGAGAGUCGCAAGGAGCGAGAGCGCGGGCGCAGCCACAAGCAGCGCCACGAGCGUGUCAUCGAGCUGCUGGACAGCCCAGAGCUGGAGCAGCAGACGCACCACAAGUCCCACCGCAGCUCAGUCAAGUCAUUGCCCAGGGAAGAUUUCCCAGAUGUCAGCCGGAGAAAGAUUAACGUGGAGGUGGAUCCAGAGCUGCUGGCCAGAAGGGAGAAGCUCCUGGCCGCCGAGCGAGAGAAUCGACAGAGAAAGCAAACAGCUCGGGACGAGCUGGAGGCACGCCGGGAGCUGUUGCGCGAACGAAACGAGCACAGCGAUGCCCUCAGUCCGGCGACAGUAGCCGCCAGUGUCACUGCUGGCCUGAACAUUGUCAAGAGGAAGCAGAAGGUGCAGGAGAGCGACGAGCGGGACAUCAAGUACAAGAAACGGAGAAAGCCCAGCGUGGAGGAGGUGCAGGUGAUCAGGGACGAGGAGGAUGACGAUGAGGAAGAGGACGGCAGCGAGGAGAGCGAUUCCAACGAGGAUGGCGAGGAGGAGGAGGAUGAGGAGAGUGCGGAAAGUGACACCGAUUCGGGUUCCAAUGAGAGCGAAGAUAGCUACGAGACGAAAAAGAAGAGCAAAAGAAAAUCAUCGGGCAAGCCGGCAGAAGACGAUGAGGAAAUUCCCUUGCCCAACAGCCCGCUGAGUGUAGGGGAGCUCUACAAGUCGCCCAAGGGGCAAAGGUCAUCGCGCUCUCGCUCGGCAGCGAGCUCCAAGAACAGCUCCAGGAGCUCCCAGUCCAGUCGCAGCAGUCGUUCCCGUUCCAAGAGUCAUUCCCACGACAGCAGCAUGGACGAAGACGAGCAGGAUGGCACGAACAACCAGCAUCAACGUUCCCCCAGCACCAGCACGCGCAGCGAGGAGCGUGGCAUGGCCCAGGUGUCAGAGGAGAAGCCCCAAACGAGCGAAGAGAAGGCGGCCACAGCCAAACAGCCACUGCGAUCGCUGGAGGAGCAGACGCCGUGCGACGACAAGGGCAUUCCACUGCCCAACUACUAUCCCGGUGUGCAGGGCUGUCGUUCGGUGGAGGAGUUUCAGUGCCUCAAUCGCAUCGAGGAGGGCACCUACGGCGUUGUCUAUCGCGCCAAGGACAAGCGGACCAACGAGAUAGUCGCCCUCAAGCGUCUCAAAAUGGAAAAGGAAAAGGAGGGCUUCCCCAUCACCUCCCUCAGGGAGAUUAAUACGCUGCUCAAGGGCCAGCAUCCAAAUAUUGUGACCGUCCGUGAAAUUGUGGUUGGCUCCAACAUGGACAAGAUCUUCAUUGUGAUGGACUAUGUGGAGCACGAUCUCAAGUCGCUGAUGGAGACGAUGAAGAAUCGCAAGCAGAGCUUCUUUCCCGGCGAGGUCAAGUGCCUCACGCAGCAACUGCUGCUGGCCGUGGCCCAUCUGCACGACAAUUGGAUACUGCAUCGGGACCUGAAGACCUCCAAUCUGCUGCUCUCCCACAAGGGCAUACUCAAGGUCGGGGACUUUGGCCUGGCACGCGAGUAUGGCUCACCGAUCAAGAAGUAUACCUCGCUGGUCGUCACUCUGUGGUAUCGGGCGCCAGAGCUGCUACUCUGCUCCCCGGUCUACUCGACGCCCAUUGAUGUGUGGUCGGUGGGUUGCAUUUUUGCCGAGUUCCUGCAGAUGUUGCCACUGUUUCCAGGCAAAUCGGAGAUCGAUGAACUUAAUCGAAUCUUUAAGGAACUGGGAACACCCAACGAUAAGAUCUGGCCUGGUUAUACCGAGCUACCCGCCGUUAAGAACAUGCUGAGCCAGAACUCACAGUUCACCGAAUAUCCCGUGUCACAGCUGCGCAAACACUUUCUGGAGAAGACCUCCGAUAUGGGAUUGUCGCUGCUGCAGGGCCUGCUGACGUACGAUCCCAAACAAAGACUGACGGCUGAUGCGGCCCUGAAGCACGCCUACUUCAAGGAGCUACCCCUACCCAUCGAUCCAUCCAUGUUCCCCACGUGGCCGGCCAAGAGUGAGCUGGGCGCACGCAAGGCACAGGCCUCGUCCCCAAAGCCACCAUCGGGUGGCUCUCAGUUCAAGCAGCUGGGCAGGGACGAGCCCGUUGCGGCCGUCAAUAAACUCUCCUCGGGCAUUAUCACGGGCAACAAGAAGAGCCAUGGCGGAGCGGCAGCCACUGCCGCCGCUGUGGCUGCAUCUUCGGCCAGCAGCACGGGCUUUGUGCUGCAUGCAGGACUCACGCAACGCCAGCUGGCCAUGGGCCCGGGAUUCAGUCUGAAGUUUUGAUUCGUCCGAGGUCUGAGCGUGUGCAGUCUCCAGUCUGUGUGUGCGUGUGUUUUUAGCCAAUUAUAAUUACAAAUAAUUGUUAUGUAUAGUUAGAAUGUAAGUGAAACAAACAAUUCGUUUAAUAUUGUAUGUGUAAAAAUAUUGUUCCAUAUAUCAUUUAAAAGCCAUACAAAAAGCAAAUAUUUCGCCAUCGAUCUAUCAAUA